Molecule: messenger RNA, 1821 nt
Organism: Desarmillaria tabescens
Lineage: Eukaryota; Fungi; Basidiomycota; Agaricomycetes; Agaricales; Physalacriaceae
Exons: 12
Coding region: 1-1821 (606 amino acids)
Source: RefSeq, a predicted model, not a curated record
AUGUUCAAACCCGAAGACUCGGUGCCACUUGCUCGACCUGUUCGAUGGAACCGAAUGAAAUACCUGCUCGCUGGCUUCAUUCUGGUCCUUUUCGGUGUCUAUCGUCUCGGUGGACCUCAAUAUGUUUCGUACCUUUGUGUUUCCCAAUCUUCUAAACAAGAUUCUAGGGAACCUGGAGAGAUUAUCUGGGAACCUUGUCCAGGUGGAUACACUGGCCUUGACUGCGGUUCUAAUUCUCCCAUUACGAUAAUAAACAGUGUACCGAAGGACUACUUCAACCCAAGUGCCGGUACAUCUACAAUAGCUUUCGCGCGCCAGAAGGCGACAUCGGCGCAAGAAAGGAUCGGGGGUCCAGGUGGAUCGGGAAUGAAUCUUCUACUUCGAGUAGGAGAAUAUAUCACCGAGCUGUUAGGCGACCAGUGGGAUUUAAUUGGCUUUGAUCCGCGCGGAAUAGGACGGUCAACUCCUGCAAUAAAAUGUUUCUCGUCGGUCCUUGAAGCCCAACUUUUUGUAGCCAACACUGUCAUCGAGCAAGGAAUCACGGUUUCAUCCAUUUCAAACCUCUCUUCUCCAAUGUUGCGCGAUCAGCUUAUUGAGCAGCAUAAGCAAUUUCUGGCUCUGAAGAAGAGCCAGGCAGAAUCCUGCGGAGAACGGAUGGGAGAUGAAUUAGCAUAUAUGGGUACGGCUACUGUUGUGAGGGAUAUGGACUUGAUGAGUAAAAUAUUUGACGGCGAGGGAUCAAAGAUCAAUUACUGGGGCGGAUCAUAUGGCUCAAUACUUGGCGCUUACCUUGUGAACAUGCUUCCUCAUCGAAUUGGCUAUUCCGUGAUUGACGGAAUCGCAGACCCCAUUGCUUGGUCCAGUGUACCAUCACACAAGUGGCCAUUCAAUUGGCUGUCUUCGGCUGAAAAAGCGUAUCAUAUGUAUCUGGAGGAUUGUUCCCGGGCUGGGCCAUCUUUGUGCCCACUCGCCAUGUAUCAAGACGAACCUUGGGAAAAUAUUGAACAGAGAUUAGAGCAAUUCUUUGACCGUUUGGCUCUAAAACCGCUUGCUACUUCAAGAUCCUCACGACCUGGGUAUCUAACAUCUGGUGCCGCACGAAGUCUUCUUCUCAUACACCUUGAGAGACCAGGAAUGUGGCCGGCCAGUGCCAAAGCCUUUGCUGAAGCCAUGUCAGGAAAUGGCACCCAGUUGUACAAUUGGAUUAUCCCUCCGUCAGGGAUAUCCCAUGAAAAUGACGUGGCUCGCUUGGCCGUUACCUGCCUUGAUUCACCGCCGUCCUUGCCGAUGAAGGAUCCACCCUCUGCUGAACAUUUGGCGGACGAAGGGCUUAAGACUUUACGUGAAGUGUCACCUCAUUUUGGUAUGAGUGUAGGUAUGGGUGAACCCGACGGCGGAUGCCAGUAUUGGCCUGCUAAGGGACCGGAGAGGUUUACCGGGCCUUGGAACGCAACACUAGAUAUACCAAUGCUUAUUAUCAGCAAUACGGCUGAUCCUGUGACGCCCAUUUCGAGCGGAUUAUUGAUUAACUCUCUGAUGCCUGAUUCGUCUGUUCUCAUUAUUCAAGAGGGACCCGGACACACAUCUACAUCUAUGGUCUCGCUUUGUACAAUGAAACUUCAACGUCGGUACAUGUCUGAAGGCAUUGGACCAGCAAACGGUACGAGGUGCGCUGUCGAUAAUCCAACCUUCCCAGAGCCAGCGUUCUGGGGGAAGAAGAUGGAGGCUUUAAGUGCGGAAGACGCCAAGUUGGUCAAGGCAGCUAUCAUGAUUGAGGCGGCUCUGUUUGAAAGCAGGACUGGAACGGGAACUUCUAAAUAA